AUGCUCCCCUUACUCGUCCUGUCAAGCCUCCUCGGGGCCGUCGCCUCGCCAGCGAUGGCGGUAGACAGUUGCACGACACUCCCAAGCUGGACCGUCUCGGACUUCAAGAGCAAUAGCACCGAUACUGUCGGCGCGGGCGGGUCGGCAUCCUUCACGCUGACCAACAACCUCACCGGCACAAGCGACGAGCUGAGCUGCAAUCUUCAAGUCAACUACCGCUGCAUCAUUUCCGGCACGCCGAGUGACAAGAACUUGACCGUCCAUGUGGCAGUUCGGGCGGGAUCGCUGACGUUUUUGCUUGACGAGGUGGUGGAGUGUCCUGGGAGGGAAACACCGCUUCACAUAAUCGGGACUGGCGACCUUCAGUUGGACUGCGAUGGUGUUGGCAUCGUUGGGGGCAGAGUCGUGUGCUCGCUGAAGGCGGGAAAGGACACCAUCCAGGGGGAAGCUGUCGAACUGGCACCUGAGAGCAGUGAAAGGUGA
Molecule: messenger RNA, 483 nt
Organism: Canariomyces notabilis
Lineage: Eukaryota; Fungi; Ascomycota; Sordariomycetes; Sordariales; Chaetomiaceae
Exons: 2
Coding region: 1-483 (160 amino acids)
Source: RefSeq, a predicted model, not a curated record